UAAAAUACCUGUUUAAUUCAUCUGCCAUCUCCUUAUUUUCCAUUAUUAAAUUCCCAUUAUAGCAUAAUCUUUAACAUCAUGAUAUGAUGACAUAAUAUAACAUUAGCAACAUUGAGUGAUUUAAAAAAACAUCAGAAAUCAUAUGAUCUUUUUAAAAACAGGGAGCUGAUAGCAUGUUAAAUCGUGUAGUAGAAAUACAGAAAAUGCAAGCACGGGUGGGCUAUUCGGCCCUUCAGAUCUGCUGCACCAUUCAACACGAUCAUGGCUGAUCAUUCACUUCAGCACCAUUUCCACCUUCCCCAUAUUCCUUCAUUAUUUCAGCAUGAAAAAUUAUGUCUACCUCCUUGAAUAUAUUCAAUGACUUGGUCUCCACUGCCUUCCGUGGGGGAGAAUUCCAUAGGGUGAAGGCUUCUUCUCUUUCAGAUCUAAAUCACAUACCCGGUACCUUGUGACCCCGCUUCUGAACGCCCAGCCACUGAGAACAUCCUCCCUGUAUCUACCCUAUGAGAUCCUCUCUGAUGCUUCUAAAUUCCAUUGAGUAUAGCUGACCCCAUCUCUCCUCAUACAUUUGUCGUGGAAUAAGUUGCAUAAAUCUUCAUUUCACUCCCCCUGCAGUAAGAACAUCCUUCUCUGGCUAAGGAGAUCCAAACUCCACACAAAGCUACAGAUGGGGUCUCACCAAGGCCCUGUACAGCUGCAGCAGGACAUCCUUGCUGCUGUACUGACAGGUUGAGGAAUGGUGGGCUGGAGGAUAGGGUGGCGUGAUCGUGGGUUGGGGACCGUAGCUGGAAGAUGGUGGGUUAGAGGGUGAUGGGUGGGGUUGGGGAACAGUGGGUUUGUGACUAGUAGGUUAGUGGGUGGUGUUUGGGGAAAGUGGGUGGGAGAUGGUGGGGUUGGAGGAUGGAGGGUUAGGGGACAGUGGUCCAACUGACGUCUGUAUUCAUGUUUAUUAACUGGAGGAACUUGUGCCUCACACCUGAUGUGAAGCUGCCUGCCAGGAUAGGACUCCCUGUCAAAUGUAAAUCUGUGUGACCUCACGUCAGUGAUCCUGCACGUGGAUGGGAGAAAUAAGGUGAGGAUGGUACCUUGGGAGAAUCCCAGAGGGAAUGAUGAGAAGACAAGAUGUCAAGCAAUUGAUGGAGAUGUUCUAAAUAUGGUUGGGCAGCUCAAGGUGGGUCUGGGCUGGGCUGGCCAGUGGUGGCAGGGGUAGGGAGAAGGAUGAUGUGUUCAGUCAUGUCAAAGGUCACAGAAGGUUAAUAAAUAUUGGAAUGAUACCACACUGAUAGAAGACUGAGGCAACAGCAGGCAGUGAAGAGGAAGGAGAGAGUAGAGAGGGAGAAGUGGUAUUGGAAAGAAAGGGUAACAUCUGAGCAUUGGGAGCUAGGAAAGUAAGUCAAUAAUUUAAUUGGAAUGAGAUCAGAAGCAACAUGAGAUAAGAGAGGGCUUAUAGGAUAAGUGGUAGAGCAAGGCAUAAAUUCAAGGCCGGGAUAGGGAGCCUGAGGGGGCUGAUUGGUUGUGUUCCCAAGGGAAAGGGAUAUCAAGAAAGGCAGCUGAAUGGUCAAUCUCGAUCUUUAUGACAAGAAAGUCUGUGGGUUCCUCUACCGGACAAAAGUGGACUGAGCAAGGAAAAUUACUACCAAAGGGCUGAGCUGCCUUGUCGGCUUGACUUGGGUUAAAUGUGCUCUCAGGUCAGUGUGCAUUCGAGCAAAGCCUCUCCUCUGUACUUUGCCCACAAGAUUUCUGUUUGUUUUUGUUCUCUGAUUGACAGAGACCAGUCAUCAUCAACCUGAACAUGGCUUCUUUGUACACCAGUGUGCUGGUUUCUUGGGUCCUCCAGCUGUUCUGUCUGACACACUCUGCAGUCUUCCUGCAGGAGGGUGAGGCCAAAAGUCUAUUGCACAGAGGCCGACGAUCUAACACGCCAUUUGAAGAGCUGAAAAAAGGUUCAGUUGAGCGAGAGUGUUUCGAGGAACAGUGCACACGUGAAGAAGCGAGAGAAGUGUUUGAAAAUGAAUCAAGAACUGAAGAGUUCUGGACCAUCUACACAGAUGGCAAUCAAUGCGCAUCAAACCCAUGCCAAAAUGGAGGAACGUGCCAGGACCAACUGAAAGGUUAUCAGUGCUGGUGUACAGAGAACUUCGAAGGCUGGAAUUGUGAAAUAGAAAAAACCAAAAAGAUUAAAUGCAUCUUUGAGAAUGGACAUUGCGAGCAGUUCUGCAGUGAAGUUGCUCAUUCAUCUCGUGAAUGCAGCUGUACAGAGGGUUACAGACUUGCAGAAGAUGGAGUGUCAUGUAUUAGCAAAGUGCAAUAUCCAUGUGGAAAAGUGCCCCGUAUGAAUGAUCAUGCAAGGUCGGGCAUGGCUAAAGAACGUGGCCAAUUGUCCAGAAUUGUGGAUGGGAAAAAUGCUUUCAAAGGAGAGUCGCCGUGGCAGAUUUUUCUGACUAACAAAGGAGGGUUUUUAUGUGGAGCUGUGUUACUCAGUCCUCAGUGGGUUAUCACUGCUGCUCACUGCACCUACGACAAGAGAAGAGAAGAUCUACAAGCUGUAGCAGGUGAACAUGUGCUGAAUGAAGAAGAAGGAACAGAACAGAAAAGGAAUGUGUCAGAAAUGAUCCAACAUGAGAACUACAACCCUAACACUGUUGACAAUGAUAUUGCAAUGCUGAAGCUCGAUGUGCCUAUCACUUUGAAUGAUUAUGCAGUCCCUAUCUGUUUACCCGAGCCAGGAUUUGCUGUGCGGGAGUUGAGACAAAUCAGGUUUUCCACUGUGAGUGGAUGGGGAAAGCAAUUGGAGGCUGGGCUGAUAGCUAACAUACUGCAAGUCCUCCAGGUGCCCAUUGUCUGGACGUCUCUGUGCCGCCAGACCACCAGGUAUAACAUUACUGACAACAUGUUCUGUGCUGGCUAUAUCGAGGCGCUGAAAGACACUUGCAAGGGAGACAGUGGGGGACCACACGUCACAAAGUACAAAGACACCUGGUUUUUGACUGGAAUAGUUAGCUGGGGAGAAGGAUGUGCCCGUGAGGGCAAGUACGGAAUUUACACCAAAGUUCACAAGUACUUCAAUUGGAUAGGACAGUUCCUGAAUCCCCCAAGUCCAAAAGUCAGUGCAGAAAGUUCUGUGAAUCUUACAGAGUCAGUGCAACCAGUGGCAAAUCUUUCUCAUGUAUAAACUAGUUUCAUAAACCAGCAAAAUACCUGCAGUUUCUGAGAAUUAAAGAUCUUGAUGUUAAAUAUUCAGUUGUAUUGUUUCUGCAUUACAAGUAAAUCCUAAGUCAGUUAAAUCUUAUUAAAUUCUAAAUUUCAA
Molecule: messenger RNA, 3307 nt
Organism: Pristis pectinata (smalltooth sawfish)
Lineage: Eukaryota; Metazoa; Chordata; Chondrichthyes; Rhinopristiformes; Pristidae
Product: coagulation factor VII-like
Exons: 8
Coding region: 1793-3172 (459 amino acids)
Biological process (GO): blood coagulation; proteolysis
Cellular component (GO): extracellular region
Molecular function (GO): calcium ion binding; serine-type endopeptidase activity
Source: RefSeq, a predicted model, not a curated record